AUGGCAAACCACCCAAAAAGAUUUGAAAUAGACCGUUGGGAUUCGGAAUUAAACCCUUCCAAGAAUGAAUUAAAAGAACGUAUCAAAGGAAAAUUUGGUAUUGUCUGUACUCCUUUAAACACCACUCUGGACAAGGAAGUCAUAGCUGCAGCUGGAGAAAAUGAUUUAAAAGUGGUUUCUACGGUAUCUACCGGAUUAAAUCAUUUAGAUAUCGAAGAACUGAAAUCAAGAAAUAUUAGAGUUGGUUUUGGUUAUACACCCGAUGUCUCUGUUCCAGCUGUGGCAGAGCAUGCUAUAGCUUUGCUAUUAGCCACUGGCAGACGUGUCGUUGAAGCACAUAAUGCAAUUUUAAAUACAUUUGAAGCUAAAGUAAAUAACCUUGAUGCAAUGGGUGACAGUGCACUUAUAAUUCUUAUCACAGCUGACAAGCUUGGAGCCGAAUUUCAAUCUUUAGAUUUCAUAAUAACAGAAAGUGAUUUCAUUAUCGUGGCCCUGGCACAGACUGCCCAAACUAAAGGAAUAUUCAACAGAGCAAGAAUAAAUUCAAUGAAAUCCAAUGCAAUAUUGAUCAACAUUGCUCGAGGAGACUUAUUAGAUGAAGCAGCUUUGAUCGAAGCCCUCCAAAAUAAAAAAAUUGCCGGUGCUGGUCUCGAUGUAUUCCACGAAGAGCCAUUGCCUCUCGAUAACCCAUUCAUGAAACUGCAUAACGUUGUUCUAUCUCCUCACAUAGCCUACAAUACACAUGACUGUCGUAAAUCUAUGGAAGAAUUAGCAGCUCUGAACGUCUUAGCAGUUUUAAACGGAGACAAAAUGCCAGCCGAAGUUUUAUAA
Molecule: messenger RNA, 831 nt
Organism: Planococcus citri (citrus mealybug)
Lineage: Eukaryota; Metazoa; Arthropoda; Insecta; Hemiptera; Pseudococcidae
Product: glyoxylate reductase/hydroxypyruvate reductase-like
Exons: 6
Coding region: 1-831 (276 amino acids)
Cellular component (GO): cytosol
Molecular function (GO): glyoxylate reductase (NADPH) activity; hydroxypyruvate reductase [NAD(P)H] activity; hydroxypyruvate reductase (NADH) activity
Source: RefSeq, a predicted model, not a curated record